Castor canadensis (American beaver) is the source of this 1217-nucleotide messenger RNA. The record is from RefSeq and is a predicted model, not a curated record. NCBI's taxonomy places the organism in Eukaryota, Metazoa, Chordata, Mammalia, Rodentia, Castoridae.
CAGAGAGGACUGGGUGUCUCGGGGACGGCUGAAGCUGGUCAGGCUGGCUGGUCUGCGCCACAGUGGUGUGUUGUGGUCGAGGCGGGAGAAGAGGGGUGCCUGUGAGCAGUCCCCGCCUCCUCUCUAGGAGGCCCAGAGGGCGGGGGCCUCGGCGAAUGGCUUUCUUCCUGGCCACUUGCGGAGGUUUGGAUUCAGGAUUUGUUCCUAGCGUCCAAGACUUUGAUAAAAAACUUACAGAGGCUGAUGCUUACCUACAAAUCUUGAUAGAACAAUUAAAGCUCUUUGAUGACAAGCUUCAAAACUGUAAAGAUGAUGAACAGAGAAAGAAAAUUGAAACUCUCAAAGAGACAACAAAUAGCAUGGUAGAAUCAAUUAAACACUGCAUUGUGUUGCUGCAGAUUGCUAAAGACCAGAGUAAUGCGGAGAAGCACGCAGAUGGAAUUAUAAGUACUAUUAACCCUGUAGAUGCAAUAUAUCAACCUAGUCCAUUGGAACCUGUGAUCAGCACAAUGCCUUCCCAGACUGUCUUACCUCCAGAACCUGCUCAGUUGUGUAAGUCAGAGCAGCGACCAUCUUCCUUACCCGUUGGACCUGUAUUAGCCACCUUGGGACAUCAUCAGACUCCAACACCAAAUAGUACAGGCAGUGGGCAUUCACCACCUAGUAGCAGUCUGACUUCUCCAAGCCAUGUCAACCUGUCUCCAAAUACAGUCCCAGAGUUCUCUUACUCUAGCAGUGAAGAUGAAUUCUAUGAUGCUGAUGAAUUCCAUCAAAGUGGUUCAUCCCCAAAGCGUUUAAUAGAUUCUUCUGGAUCAACCUCAGUCGUGACACACAGCAGUUCAGGAAAUAGCCUAAAGCGCCCAGAUACAACAGAAUCACUGAAUUCAUCCAUGUCCAAUGGAACAAGUGAUGCUGACCUUUUUGAUUCACAUGAUGACAGAGACGAUGAUGGAGAAGCGGGGUCAGUAGAGGAGCACAAGAGUGUCAUCAUGCACCUCUUAUCACAGGUUAGGCUUGGAAUGGAUCUUACAAAGUUAUUCCAUGAAGAUGGAGAAUGCUGGGUUUAUGAUGAACCAUUACUAAAACGUCUUGGUGCUGUGAAGCAUUAGGUUGGGAAACUGCAGUUUACACCUGAUGACCGGGGCAGUAGCCAUAAUUAAGCAACAAUCAAUCUUCCUUCAGGAGAACCUAUCACUCCCUUCUUAUUGCAGUGGUUC